This is a messenger RNA of Symbiodinium natans, 1314 nucleotides long. Lineage: Eukaryota; Dinophyceae; Suessiales; Symbiodiniaceae. The record is from the annotation of a GenBank genome assembly.
AUGACGCGGGGCUGUGGCAAGGCUGCAGUGGCAGCCGCCGGUGCCACAGCGCUGGCAGCCUCUAGCCAAUUGUCGGCUUUUGCUGUGCCACGUGCUUCCGACGUCUCAGCGCCAGCGUCGCUCCGCACAGCAGGCGCCACCAGCGCACGGCAGCAAGCGCAAGCCUCCCAUGGAGGGGUUGUGGGCAUCACCGGCGCAGCCUUUGCGGCAGCUGGCUUCGCAGCCUCCCGCCGUCGUGGCGUGGGCUCUGCUGCCCUCACCCGCGCCAAGGACAGCCGAGUCGCUUGCGCGGCAGCGGGGGGCAAGAAGCGUUGCUUGGUCAUGGGCGGCACCCGCUUCAUUGGCUGCUACCUAGUGGCCAAGCUCAGAGAGCAGGGCCACGACGUCGUGUUGUGCAACCGCGGCAAGACGAAUGGUGGUAAGCCAGAACGCCUUCCGGGCGUAAGCGACAUGGACUACCAGAAGAUGCUCGAGGGUGUGUCUGUGCUCGUCGCAGAUCGCAAAGUGCCCGAGCAGCUCAAGGCUGCCGUGACUGGAGCGGGCAAGUUUGACCUUGUCUUUGACAACAACGUCCGCAAGCUGGCGGAGGUCCAGCCACUGGUAGAGGCCGUGCAGGCCAGCGGCGGAUGCGAACAGUUCUUCCUCAUGAGCUCAGCCGGCGUUUACGGGCCAACCGACGUCCUCCCGCUGAGUGAGCAGAAUCCAGGUGAUCCCAACUCGCGUCACAAGGAGAAGCUGCAAUGCGAGAAUUACUUGGACGCCCAGGGCCUGAACUGGACGUCUAUCCGACCAGUCUACAUCUACGGCCCUUUGAACUACAACCCGGUGGAGCGCUACUUCUUCGACCGCGUGAGCCGUGGGCGCCCGGUCUGCGUUCCCUAUGAUGGGAAAUACAUCACGCAGUUGGGUCACUGUGAAGACCUUGCUGACUUCAUGAUUAAAUGCAUCGGCAAUCCAGCAGUGCGCGGGCAAGUCUACAAUGUCUCCAGCGAGGAGUAUGUGACCUUUGAUGGAAUGGCGAAGCUGUGCGCAGAAGCCGCCGGCGUGGCGGAGCCCAAGAUCGUCCACUACGACCCCAAGUCUGUGGAAGUGCCAGAAGGAUUUCCCAAGGCGUUCCCUUUCCGCGGCAUGCACUUCUUCGCGUCGAUUGAGAAAGCAAAGCAGGAUGUGCCUGAUUGGGCCCCGAAGUACACCAUGCUCGAGGGCUUGAGGAGUAGUUUCCAGCAAGACUACCUCGCGCGCGGCUUCGACAAGCAGCAACCUGACUUCCGGACAGACGAGCUCAUCCUUUCCAAGGCGAUGUCGGCAGCGUGA